GAUUGAGGAGACAGUGGCACAAAACAACGGCAGCCAUUUUGAAAUAGACAGAAAGAUUUUACAGGAGAUGAAUGAGAGAAGAAGAGCAGAGGAAGAGAGAGCAGAAGAACGAAUGAAGAGGAUGAAAAAACAGAGAGAUGACAUCAGAUCACAGAUGAGUGACACCCAACAUCUCUCAGAGCUGAGGAUUGUGUUAAUGGGGUAUAAACUUUCUGGUAAGAGUUCAGCAGGAAACACCAUCCUGGGCAGAGAGGAGUUUGAUUUGAAGAGAUCUGCUCAGUGUGUGAGGAGACAUGGAGAAGUAGCAGACAGACACAUCACUGUCAUUGAAGCUCCAGGAUGGUGGAUUAAUGAACCUGUAGCGUUCAGUCCUGAGCUACUGAAACAGGAGAUUGUGCUUAGUGUGUCUCUGUGUCCUCCAGGACCACACGCUGUACUACUGAUCAUACCUGUGGAAACUAGAUUUAAAGAUUAUCUAAGAAAAGCAUUGCAGGGGCAUCAGGAUCUUCUCGGUGAGAGAGUCUGGAGUCACACUAUAGUGCUGUUCACUCAUGGAGACUCUCUGUUAGACACAUCUAUAGAGCAGCACAUUGAGAGUGAAGGGCAGGAUCUCCAGCGGCUGCUGGACAAAUGUGGGAACAGAUAUCAUGUUCUCAACAAUCAGAACAGGAGUGACCACACUCAGAUCGAGGAGCUGCUGGAGAAGAUUGAGGAGACAGUGGCACAAAACAACGGCUGCCAUUUUGAAAUAGACAGAAAGAUUUUACAAAGAAUCAAUAAUAAAAGAAGAGCAAAAGAACGAAUGCAGCAAGAGAGAGUGCACAUUAGAUCACAAACAAUCUCAGAGCUGAGGAUUGUGUUAAUGGGGUAUAAACUUUCUGGUAAGAGUUCAGCAGGAAACACCAUCCUGGGCAGAGAGGAGUUUGAUUUGAAGAGAUCUGCUCAGUGUGUGAGGAGACAUGGAGAAGUAGCAGACAGACACAUCACUGUCAUUGAAGCUCCAGGAUGGUGGAUUAAUGAACCUGUAGCGUUCAGUCCUGAGCUACUGAAACAGGAGAUUGUGCUUAGUGUGUCUCUGUGUCCUCCAGGACCACACGCUGUACUACUGAUCAUACCUGUGGAAACUAGAUUUAAAGAUUAUCUAAGAAAAGCAUUGCAGGGGCAUCAGGAUCUUCUCGGUGAGAGAGUCUGGAGUCACACUAUAGUGCUGUUCACUCAUGGAGACUCUCUGUUAGACACAUCUAUAGAGCAGCACAUUGAGAGUGAAGGGCAGGAUCUCCAGCGGCUGCUGGACAAAUGUGGGAACAGAUAUCAUGUUCUCAACAAUCAGAACAGGAGUGACCACACUCAGAUCGAGGAGCUGCUGGAGAAGAUUGAGGAGACAGUGGCACAAAACAACGGCUGCCAUUUUGAAAUAGACAGAAAGAUUUUACAAAGAAUCAAUAAUAAAAGAAGAGCAAAAGAACGAAUGCAGCAAGAGAGAGUGCACAUUAGAUCACAAACAAUCAGUGAACAGGGAUCUUAUUCAUGGUCUCUAAGAAGUUCAGCACGCGGUUCAGUUGUAUCACAAUCAGAAGCAGACAGUAGGUCAAUUUGUGGCUCAUCAAGUUCCAGAGAUUCAUCGCACACCUCAAGAUAUGAGACAGUGGUUCCGAAAAUAUGUAAUAGCAUGGAAUUUCCACCAAACAUGAGUGGAGAUAAGAGGUGGGACAUGAAGUCUAUAGGAAGUUCUGCUUAUGGUUCAUUUGGAUCACUAUCAGGAGCAGACAGCAGGAACAUUUUGGGAUUAUCACAUUCCAGAGAUUCAUCGCACACCUCAAUACAUGAUUCAGGGGACCUGAAAAUAUAUAACAGCAUGGAAUUACCUCCAAACUUGUGUGAAGAUGACAGGUCAGACGCAUUGUCUCUGGGAAGUUUAGCUCAUGGUUCAGUUGUAUCAGGAGCAGAAAGCAGGUCAUAUUUUGGAUCAUCACGUCCCAGAGAUUCAUGGCACACCUCAAAAUAUGAGUCAGGGGUCCUGAAAAUAUGUAACAGCAUGGAAUUACCAACAAACUUGAGUGGAGAUGAGAGGUGGGACACAAGGUCUAUGGGAAGUUCUGCUUACAGUUCAUCUGGAUCACUAUCAGGAGCAGACAUCGGUUCAGUUUUUAGCUCAUCACAAUCAAAAGUCUCAUCACACAGCUCAAAAUUUGGGUCUGUGGAACAUUUAGGGACCAAAAGAGCACAUUGUGUGCCCAAUGUCUCAAAACUUAAGCAUGAUGAGGACACUGAGAAGACUUGA
Sinocyclocheilus grahami is the source of this 2281-nucleotide messenger RNA. RefSeq names its product GTPase IMAP family member 8-like. Bases 68 to 2281 code for a protein of 737 amino acids. The transcript is spliced from 7 exons. NCBI's taxonomy places the organism in Eukaryota, Metazoa, Chordata, Actinopteri, Cypriniformes, Cyprinidae. Gene Ontology annotation, molecular function: GTP binding. The record is from RefSeq and is a predicted model, not a curated record.